Stylophora pistillata is the source of this 987-nucleotide messenger RNA. Its product is annotated as UPF0053 inner membrane protein YfjD-like. The record is from RefSeq and is a predicted model, not a curated record. Lineage: Eukaryota; Metazoa; Cnidaria; Anthozoa; Scleractinia; Pocilloporidae.
AUGGGCAUCUUACUUGUUAUUUAUGAAGAAGUUCUCCCUAAAAUUGUUGCGCUCAAUUACCCAGAAUCUCUUAGCAAGACGGUCUCUGUUUUUGUUGCCCCUAUUGUUUCACUUCUUUCACCCUUUACAAAAGCCAUUGAUCACUUUUCCCGCUGGACUCUUAAGCUUUUUGGUCUUCGCACAACCUCCAGUGCCGCAUUUUCUUCUACAACAGAUGAGCUUUUGGGUAUCAUUGAUCUCCAUGGAACAGCUGGCGGAGAAGCCGCUCAAGAACGCACCAUGCUGAAAAGUAUUCUAGACUUGGACGACGUUUGGGUUGAAGAAAUUAUGGUGCACCGCAAGGAAAUCUUCAUGAUUGAUGCGUCAUUAAAGGGGGACGAAAUCAUCCGACAAAUCUUAGAAAGUCCCUACACACGCAUCCCCUUAUGGCAAGGUACACCAGAAAAUAUUGUAGGGGUCCUACAUACCAAAGCUUUUUUACGUGAUGUUGCACGCCAUAAAGUCGAUGUUAAUAGCUUAAAUAUCCUCUCAUUGGCCUCUCCUCCCUGGUUUGUCCCAGAAUCGACAAACUUACUAGAACAAUUAUAUGCUUUCCAAAAGCGUCGCGAGCAUUUUGCCCUCGUCAUUGAUGAAUAUGGUGAUGUUAUAGGCAUGCUCACCUUAGAGGACAUUCUAGAAGAAAUUGUUGGAGACAUCUCUGAUGAAUUGGAUACUGUUUUAGCGGGUGUUCACAAAACUCGCGAUAAUGCCUACAUCAUUGAAGGAAAAACAACGCUACGUGACUUAAACCGUCAACUGAAUUGGAAUCUCCCAGAUGAUGACGCCGCAACACUUGCAGGGCUUGUGAUUCAUGAAACGCGUCAAAUUCCUCAGCCAGGCCAAACUUUUCAACUCUAUAAUUUUAAAGUCAAAGUCCUCAAACGUUCCGGUAAUCAAAUCACCCUUCUACGCGUUACUCCUGAAAAAGGAGAUUCUAUACAAAAAUAG